Molecule: messenger RNA, 6457 nt
Organism: Pocillopora meandrina
Lineage: Eukaryota; Metazoa; Cnidaria; Anthozoa; Scleractinia; Pocilloporidae
Source: the annotation of a GenBank genome assembly
CUCACGAGAGUGUCAUGACACUGUCGGCUUGUAUCAGCUUGGGUGCGAAGCGAGAGAGCCUUCAUCCAGGGGCACCCGUUCCAAAAGCUUUAAAAGAAACAAACAAACAAACAAACAAAGCGUCGAUAAUUCAUUCUACAAAUGGAUUCAUCCACACCGAGAGUCUCAUCGGCCUUCGCGAUAAACUCGAAUUCCAACAGAAAGCCGAGCUCGACGUCCGAGUCAACACCUUCCCUUCCGCGCUCAAAAGAUGGAAAUUGUGCCACGGUAAAGAUAGGCUUCUUUGAACUUCCGCUGUUCUGGGCGAACGUAGUUUUCGCACUUAUCACAGUCCUUUCUAUGGUUGGCCAGAACGUUUCACUUCCCCUAUGGAUCGAUUCUACAAAAGGUAACAGCCCGGGGCACACGGUGGACAGCUACUUUGUAUUACUAUUUACAAAUGUGGUAUUUCUCGUGAUUUUUGGACUCGCAGUUCUUUACAUUCGAAUAUGUUCACCAAACGCUCUCAGGAAAAUAAAAGUUCCCCACAUGCUGUUGUUUUUAGUGGGUUUAUUUGACUCUUUGAGCGAUGGAAUGAUUUCAUUUGCGAGUAAAGGUUCCCGCACUCCACCAUACCAACAAAACAUCCUUGGAAACUUCAUCAUUCCCUUGACUAUCUUUUUCAGGUGAGUUGAUGUUAUUAUUCAAGUUAGCUGCUCAGUUUGAGAACUUCAUGAGCAUGGGUUAGAUAUGGUGAUCCCUGUGACUCAAUAUCAUACAGUCACGCUGAAUUAAAGUUAUCUUCUUUACUCGAACAAACAUUUAUUCUAGAGUUCCCCAUCCGUAUUAAUUCACACGGGGAGUCCGUGCCGAUUUGUCUUAAACUUAUUCUUGCUGAUUAAUACAAGGAACGACAAGGUAAAUCAAAUUAUUUGCGAUACAUGUAGCUAGAAAAGAUCGAGGUACAAUAGAAAUGCCCCCCUUUUUAUGCUUGGGUCCUUGUAUAUUUUAUAUAAAAGAAAAAAUUAUGGGCCCGUGCGCCAUUCAGAAUCUGCUUCUCAAGAAUCGCUAUAUGAAUUGCGACACCAUAUUAUUUUCUAUUACAGAGCCAACCUAAUCACUUGUAGAUCUCGCGCUCGAUAGUUUUGCUACAAUUUAAGCACGAGAAAGCUGCUUUGAGACAUAAAAAAGCCUUAACCAGCCGUGACAAUCUCCUUCUUGUCAUACAACAGUCCCAACGUUGCGUGACAUGCUAGGAAUGGAUCCGUACGGAUGAGAAGGAGAAUAGUAACUGCUCAGUACAUACAUGAUUUUGAGUGAUUUGAAGAUGAACUUUCUGUGAGCAGUAUUUGAUACAACAUAUCGGUGUCAUUACCGUAGCUGUGAUGCCCCUGAGGAUAGUAUCUCGAUAAGAACAGUAGAAGUAACUUUUCUGCAAUAUCCCCACCCCUCCCCCUCCAGGCUCUACAUUUCACUGCAAAGUUGAUUAGGCGAAGAGGAGCUUGAAGGGGAAGAGUAGCUUGUGCACAGAUGCCACCGCGGAGGGUAGGGGUGGCCCUACAGAGGUUAGGAAAAGUGCUGACAAGUCUCAUCUGUUUUUUUGUUUUGUUUUGUUUUCUUCUAGGAUCCUCAUUGUGCACAAGAAACCGUCUAGACAAAAACUUUUGUCUGGUCUUAUGGUAAUGAUUGGUCUUUUCAUUAGCUUCAUCCCAACAGUUUUGUCGGAUAUCAGCAACAGAGAUCAAGACGAAGUUGAUGGUAUUUCAAGAGUGAUGUGGCCUAUUAUGUUCAUGUUUGGAUUUGUAAGAAAAUCUUUAAUUUAUAUGUGACCAUUAUCAAGUUUGUGGUGAGCAAGUCUGACUCGAAUAGCAUAAAGUGGCCCAUAGUAUUGCCGUUUCACCGGAUGCGAUGGCAACAGUAAUUUUAGAAGUUGCGGAUGGGUGUGAAGAACACAGCAGUCACAUGACAUACGCGUUGGAUAUGACCUUAGCUAGUUGAUACACAGGCAGCCCAAACUCCAGCUGUGAGAUUAUCAUCUUACGAAAUAAGGGUCUUGCGAACAUGGGAACAUUUACGACCACUCUUAUGAAUAAAAAAAAAUACGGUCAAAUUCUCAAUAUAUACUUCACCUUACUUCCACAGUGCAUUGCUUGUUGUCUGAUCGCUUACUAUGUUGAAAAGAAGUCAUUUUAGCGAGUUAUCCUUUCCUACGUUCACUACUCCGGCCUUAGAGGUGAAUGCGUACGCGGGUCGUUAGAAACGUCUAAACUGGAAAUUUGGAAGCAAACUGCGGCUUAGCGUCGGUUUCAUGGGGAGGAUUGAGUUAGAAGUGAAUUGAAAUGAAACUGUAUGUGCUUGGAUUCUUCGUUGGAUUUGCGGCCGCCCGGUCAUUUUGAGCUUGGAUUUUUCGCUUUUCGGAUCGGGCGUUCGGAAAUGGAGAAUGCAGCCUUGUCCUUCUCUUAGGAGUAGUAAACCUAGAAAUGGAUAACUCGCUAAAAUGGCCUCGUUGCAGCAAAGAACAGUAACCGUCCACAUAACAAGCAAUGCACUGUGAAAGUAAGGCGAGGUAUUUAUUGAGAAUUUGAUUGUAUUUUUACUUCCUAAGAGCAGUCGUAAACAUUUCCAUACAAACUCUUCUAUUUUCGCCAUGACUCUUGUUUCGCAAGAUGAUUAUCUCACAGCUGGAGCUUGGGCUGCCUGUGGUUGAUUUAGAGACGGCAUUAGGGGAGUGGGGCGAGAGAUUUCAUCGACGCUCUCCAGAAUGGUUUAUUAAACAGUUGCAAAGUUCAUCUCUGCUCUACUCUCCUAAUGAUCCAGUAUCAACCUUCAUAGUGAAUUUAUCUGUUUGGGGUUGCUUCGUGUUUUUUAGUCUCCUUAGCAGCUGUUGUUGUGGGCCACGUUAUGCAUGGCGCUCUAAUAAUUUUUCUCAAUUUUAAUAAGCCCUACAAGAAUUUCCGUUGUUAUAGAUUCCGGCAGCGCUAAUGUUUAUUCUUGAAGAAAAAGGAUUGCAGAAGGAAAAUGAAACAUCGGAAGAGAGGAUUGGCGUCAUUUAUUUUUUAUUUUGGACGACCACGUAUCAAGUAUUUUGUAUCUCUGUUUUCAUGAUCUGGUUAAACAUUUUGCCAUGGUAUGGAAAUGUUACAUAUUUGGCAGAGUGUACCGGAAAGUAAGUAUACCUUCGUUGUUUCGUUAUCUCGUUCUCUCGCCCUCUCGUUCUUCCACUUUUUCGUCCUUUGUAUUUUUGUUCUUCCGUUCUUUCAUUCUUCAUUUCUCUCGUAUGUUUCAUUCUUUCUUCAUUCCUUAUUCUGUCAUACUUUAUAUUUCAUCAUUUUUUUUAAUAUUAUUCCCUCGCUUUUUCUACAAGCCUAAGGGUCGGUUAUUCAAACGAAGUGUAAGUUAUACAUUGUUUACGGCAUACAAGACAGACGAUUAUUGUUCCUCAGUUGGUAGUUAAACAUGGUCUAUAUACAGCUUUGGACGAUCGGUUUCCACGACGCCUUAAACAUGGGUUAGACGGCAGUUGUCAUAGACGGUGUUUAAACCUCGUUUAAAUAAUCGACCCUUAAGUUACGCGGACCGGAACAGAGUGAGAUGAAAACUGGCCUCGUAGUUUGGGACUUGAAAUGGACGAAAUCACCGCAGUAACACUUGUAAAUUGACAUUUUUUUUUCAGCCUUUGGUUUGGAUUGCGAUGUUUCUUCGGUGCAGCCGGCUGUGAUUAUUCAUCAGGUAUCAGAGGAACAAUGUACAUCGCGAUGCAUCUGCAAAAUCACAUUGCAGCAGCUUGCUUAUUAAGAUAUGCUGAAGGUGCCACGUGGCUGGCGAUUGUGUCGGUGAGCGAAUAAACUCGCCAUUACUUGUUCAAUACGUUCAGUUCGCAAACUGGGCACAGAAGCAGGCUAAAAGUAAAAAAAAGAAGGUUCUCGCGUGUUAAUCUCUUCCUGUCCCAAGGCCAUCCCGCCCAAAACUCUUCCCGUUUCGUUCCAGCCUGAACCCGUUCAGACGAAAGAAAUCUUGAGGGAAAAGUAAUAAAUGUGUCUGAGUAAUAAGACAUGGAACUUUGAAAAAAACUAGGGACAAGGUUGCGUCGGCCAACAAAGUACUGUCUAAGGCAUUUAUCACUUGAUCAAUGAUUAAAGCAACAGAUCGAACUUUUUAUCACUUUACUGGUAUAAUAUCCUACGCGGAAGGUUGAGAGAACACGAGGAAAGUUUAUGAAUCACGAAAUAGAGACGAGUUAUUUACAAAAUUUUGGGGAGUGCGGUUCAACUAAGACUGAAACCUUCUCGCCUCUUACUUGGUGUAGAAGACAAAAGAAGAAAACAAAAAGACAAAAGAACUAGGAAUAUGACGAAAACAGAAGGUUAAUGAGGUGGUGUUCUAUUGUGCCGUAUUCUGUGUCUUCUACACCAAGAAGGAGCCAGUUCAUCUUGCCUAAGGCGACUUACAUAUAGUGCAGAAGCCUUUCCUUCAAAUUGAAAUGAUUUACCUUGACCGUUUUAUUUGACCGUUUUAUUUGACCUUGACCGCUGCACCGGUAUCGCAGAGGUCAUGGGUUCAAAUCCCGUACAGGCCUGAAUUUUUUUUUUUUUUUUUUUUUUUUUUUUUUUUUUUCAGGCCUUAUUUUCACUACUGCCUAAGUAGUGCACAUCACUGCGAGGAUCACUUUCAUUCACGUCUUUAUCCGCAGUUCAAUUAUAUGACUUUCAUAUAUUCUUAACCGUCUAUUGUUAUCUUAAUUAUUAUUGUCAUGAUUAUUAUUUCUUAGUCUGUGGUAACUCCCUUGGGCUUUCUCUUCUGGACAUUGUUCAAGGAGGUCCCGUUCAAAUGGCAGCCUCGAUGUGACAACAGCAUCUGGUUUAGUAUUGUCGCGCUGGUGAUCAUUGUUCCCGCCAUUUUUGUAUACCAUAAUGGGUAAGAAAGUAAACAAUCGACUCUCUCUCAACCCUUACACUCUGUAAUCAGUGCGAAUAUUCUUCACACUAUCCUUAUCACAUUUCUUCUGAUACUGACAAGGAGAAUUUUUUUAACAAUCAAGACCUAUUUUGGUGAGUGAUUGUUUCCUUUAAUCUCGUUACCUUAACGCUUGAAGCAGAGGUGAUAUUGGAAAGGGAAAUAAGAUACUAUUCACGCUUAGGGAUUCAAGGAUUAACGGAUACUCUUGAAGCAAAAUUCCGCUGCGGUCACGCGUGUAGGUCAGAUGUCCUAUGUUCCCAUUCAUACCUCCCCCUCGCUAUACCCCCAACAUUCAUCGCUAUAAACCCCACCUCCAACCCCCACCCCCCACAUCUUCCGCCAUUUACUUUCGGGGGAGAGAUGGAUGGGAACAUUAGGACAUCUGACCUACACCCGUCACCGAAGCGGAACAAACUCUUGAGAAAGCGUUGCGUAACAUCCAAAGCACGGCUGCGAAGGGAUGACAGUUGUUCUAUAUGGGAAUAAAUAAUGUUCUCGGACAAGUAUACGAACACGAUUUCGCGCCAAAUGAAAGUUUUGGUUUGUACACAACAAACUCUUCAUUAUUCAUUGCAUUAGUUUCUAAGGACUCUGUUAUAAUAUUUAACACCCCUUUCUCACGGAACACACACACGGGGCGGGGAGUAAAAGUUGGUUCCCACGAAUUGUACCACGACUUGAUGAACUGAACGGGGAAAUAUCUCUCCUUUGUUCACUCGAACUUUCCAAUUGCCAGUUUCUUCAAGUAAACUAACUUAUGGCAUGUUAAGGUGAAUUGUAUGGCAACUAGAGUGAAACGGUUACAUUUGAUGACCUUCUUGCACCCAAGCACUAAACUUCAUUUCUGUCUUGGGUUUGGUUUAUUGAGGUUUCUUGCAAGCUCGUUCCACCUCUCCGAGCUGCUCCCCCCUCCCCCUCCUCCUCCCCUGAAGUAAACAUGAUCACCCCCAACGUUAACUAGUUAGCCCAAAAUUUUUCAACUUGUUUUACCACCUUCCUUGUUUUUUGUCUCAGAGCUCCAGAGAUUCCUACUGAUGGAAAAGAGCGAAGAGACUUUGAGGUGUCGCAUCGAUGUCGCUUUUACCGUUCUGAACCUCUAUCUGAUGCAGCUCGUCCUCUGUUGUCUGAAAACAACAAUUUGGGAAAUUAUAGCGUUUAAGGAGGGUGAAAUUUCAACAAUAACUAGAUAGUAAAAGUACCCAAAGCUACUAAAAUGUUUCUUUUAGUAAUUGACAACUUCUACAUUUCGCCUUUUCUUAUUUACAAUCAUUCCGUGACAAAGUCUUAUAAAUUUUGGAAUUGUCAUUUGCCAAGGACUAAAACAACCGUUUUUAAUGAUUUGGUUCUGACUUUUCGAAUUAGAGAUCUUUGAUCAAACUGGAACAAUGCUUUCCACUAAUUAUUUUGGAAUCGUGCAAUAAGUUGUUUUGUAAAUAGAACAAGAAAGAUGGUGAGUUUUGAGUUCGUUAAAGAAAUAGAGAAAGAUGUCUAAUUUUCGUCUUGUCUCGAGCGUGGGAGAAGG